This is a messenger RNA of Pyricularia oryzae 70-15, 2436 nucleotides long. RefSeq lists its product as uncharacterized. Gene Ontology annotation, molecular function: protein binding. The transcript is spliced from 2 exons. NCBI's taxonomy places the organism in Eukaryota, Fungi, Ascomycota, Sordariomycetes, Magnaporthales, Pyriculariaceae. The record is from RefSeq and is a predicted model, not a curated record. Bases 322 to 2211 code for a protein of 629 amino acids.
GCAAGAUAUUUCCUCUCCUUGCUGACUCCAGGCCGUCCGGGCUGCCCAUUUCGUGUCUUUGCAUCGCAUCCUUCUGAUCUAUACUGGCGAAGGGAUCAAUUGGUAUUCCAAUAGUCAAUCAUCGUGUCGUUUUAGUACUGUCUCGUUCAAGGUGUUAUUCAAUCGCGUUACCUAGGUAACUUUGGUUGGCGUGCCUUUAUUCGCACAAGGUACAUUCCUACGUCACAGCUCAGCUAGCUUCCCCUCUUCCAACAGGCCUCACUCAGGUACCUCAGCCAGUGACAAAGACCCCAGAUUCACGCUCUGCCGAGCCUGCCCACCAUGGAGUCCUUUGCCACUCUCAAGCGUCGCACCACCGAGGUGCUACAGACCGUGCCGCAGGCACUACCCAAGAAGUUUCCUAACAUGCCGAACAUGCCCAACAUGCCAAAUAUGCCAAACAUGCCUAAUAUGCCCAGCAUGACCAAUAUGCCAAAUAUGCCGAGCAUGCCCAAAGUUAGCCUGCCGUCCAUGUCAUCCAUCCCCGGCAUGGGCGGCGCGCCCGCGGACAGGAACGCCAUUAAGGCCAGCUGGGAGCGCAUCUCGAUGGAUUCGCUCCCGCGGUCCAAUCACACGAUCGACGUCGUCGGCAACACAGCCUACAUCUUUGGCGGCGACACAUCGUCCCGCGGCGGCCAGGUCACCAAUGACAUGCACGCCGUCAUCCUGCCCAUGAGCGGCGCAAGCGCAGACUACUACACCAUCAAGGCCGUAGCCGCCCCCGUGGCUGUCGAGCACGCGCCGCAGGAGGAGGGCGUCACUCUUCCGGCACAGGAGAUGGCGAAGACAAGCAAGGAGAAGGACCUCACAGAGAUUUCCCUCACGUCCCCAACAACGGCUACCGCGCCAGAGUUGCCCAUCAUCAACGAGCCAGUCCCCGACGACGCUGUCUCCGCCGCGGGCGAAGAAGCUGAAGAGCAGCCUCCUGUACCACCCAGCCCCAGUAGGAUGGAUAAGGGGAAAGCCCCCGCCGGCCCUGCACCUCCAGCAGACAAGGUCCCGCCCGCCCGGGCAGGUCAUGCAUCAGCCGUGAUCGGCAGCCGCAUAUUCAUCUUUGGUGGAUCCGACAUCGACAGCAAAACUCCCUUGGACGAACGUGGCCGCGUCUGGGCAUUCGACACAAGGACGCACGACUGGACCGCCCUGGACCCCAAGCCGCCAGCGCUCCCCGCCCCUCUGACCCCGCUCACGCUCAGUACCGUCGCGCACCCGACCUACCCCUCCCCCAGGAUACAGCACUGCGCCACGGCGACCGACAGGCCAGGGAAGCCGGGCGAGCACGGCCACAGCAGGCGCGAAGGCGGCGGCAGCUGGGGCUUCAACAAGCACGCCGGCCGACGGCCGAGCAACUGGCGAGAGUGGGUCGAGGGCGACAGCGCCGAAGUGGGAACGCCGCAGGCACCUAUCGUAGGCAAAAUCGCCGCGGCGGCCGUGGACGAGGAGACCGACGGGUACGGCACCUUUUUCGUGCACGGCGGCGUGCUCGCCGACGGCACCCGGACCAACGACGUCUGGGCCUUUGACGUGCAUUCGCGAGUCUGGCAGCAGCUUCCCGACGCACCCGGCGCGGGAAUCGCAGGCGCCGCCAUCUGCGUCAGCAGGUCCCGGCUGUACAGGUUCGGCGGGGACAUUGCGGCGCUCGAGUACCUGGUGCUCGGCCUGGACACGUUUGACGACAAGUCGGCGCUGGGCGAGGAGGUUAGCGUCACGGCCCGCAGCGGCUCGUGGAGGUCGCUCGGCGAAGAAUCGGACCACACUGCCGAGGACGCCACGCAGCACCCCUCUCCGGGCCCCCGGGUCGCACACGGCAUGCGCGUCGUCGCGACCGGCGGCGGCCGAGAGUACAUCGUCGUCCUCCUGGGCGAGGGCCCCGAGGCCGGCCAGUUCUACGACGACGCCUGGGCCUACCAGGUCCCCGCGCAAGGCAUGACCACCGCCUCCGCCAUUGACAGGUUCAGCAAGGUGCUGCGCCGCAAGUCGGGCGAGGGCAGGUGGUACCGCGUCCAGGCCCGGGCUUUUGACGAGGAUGACGUACGUGCCGCCUCGGGCCCGGGGCCUAGAGGCUGGGCAGGCGUCGCCGGGUUUGCGGACGAGAAUGCCAUUGUCGUCUGGGGCGGUGUCGACGAGGCCGGGAGGAAGUUGGGAGAUGGAUGGAUUCUGAGGCUGGACUAGAUUCGUCCUGGCCCCAUGUUGGCAUUUCUUUUGCGAGCCUGCGAGCGGAUUUGCGUGGUUUCUUGGGGGUUGUAUCACGCCCGUACUUUCAAUGUGACGAUGGGCAACAGCCCAUAUGUAUGAUUUUACUUGUCGGAUGUUCCUAUAGCUUGGAUAUUAUGGAAGCUUAUAAACUACAAGCAGAUUCUGGACCCAUCCGUCUUAAAGCACGUGCGAACAUUCAAA